AGAGAGAGAGAGAGAGAGAGAGAGAGAGAGAGAGAGAGAGAGAGAGACUUACUUAACCUGAAUAUUCCCUCUAUCUGUGUACUACAUCCCUUGCCGUUUCUCUUCUUAUCUCUCCCUUUCCGUCCCCUGCUGACCACCUGCCCCUCGUCACGAUAAGACAGUCCCCCGUGAAGCGCUUCCCGACCCGCCGCAGCGAGCAGGUGGCGCCGCGGUGCCAGGCGAAAGAAAACGGAGUCACACAAAGGCAGUGGCGAGUGUCGGCAAACAGCAGUGUCUGUUGCUGUGAAUACAAAAGCAAUACUAACUCAAAUAGACGUUACUGAGUUCUGUACGUUUAUUGCACGAAUAUAUAACAGUGUGUGACGUUGUGUAUUUAGCAUUAGACCUGUGAAGCAGUGGAGGCGUUGCGUGUGGCUGAUCACCUCUGGAACACGUCGGACAGUGUGCGUGUGUCAGUGCGUGUAGAGACACUAACGAUGCACGCUGAUCCCUUCUGCUCGUGUCUGCCGGCCGCCAUGUCCUGAGUCGCCGCCAGCAUGUAUAAGUGGUUCAAAAGUCGGAAUGGCGGCGAUGGGUCGGGCGGGGCUUUAGGGAACUCUGCGAAAGGCCGCGCAUCGCUGCGAGACACUCAGGCGGCGCUGGCCUCCGCCCUUGAGUCGAUUACUCUGAAGGACAACAUUAUCCAGCGCCUGCAGGAGGAGAUCGUGGGCAAGGAGGCCACCAUCGCUGACCUCAAUACUCAGUUGGACAAGCUCCGUUCCGUCCUGCCGCCGCCCACGCCCCGCACCCUGCACGGGCGUCUCUCCCUUCGCACUCACAACAGCCGUAACAACAACAACAAUGAGCACCACAACCGCAACAGCCUCCAGAACGACAGUCUCUUCCCGAUGGUGACUCUGCGUUGUAGCGGCCUGCAGUGCAGUCUGCAGGAAGGCGCCGAGUCACGGGUGAAGCGCACGGCCAUCUCCGCAGAGCCUGCCGCUCAGGACCUCGAGGAGUUUUACGACCCCGAGUUCGCCCCGCCCCCCGUGCCCAAGUCUGAAGAAUCGAAGGACCUCCUGCGUCAGGCGAUCCUGGAGAAUGACUUCCUUAAGAACCUGGAGAUCGGGCAGGUGAAGGAGAUAGUGGAGUCCAUGUACAGCGUUACCUACGAGGAGGGCUCCCUUAUCAUCAAGGAGGGUGACAUCGGGUCCAUGCUCUACAUCAUGGAAGCUGCGGCCCUGAGUCUCCCCUCUUCCCUUCCCUGCCACCCUGCUCCCCUCCCUUCCCUCCCUUGUUUACCCUUGUCUUCCUUCUGUCUUCCCUCUGCCUCCCUUGUGCUCUCGACUUCCCUGCUUAUUUGUUCUUUCCAAAACGUUUUGAGUGAAGUCACAUAGUCUCUCUCUCUCUCUCUCUCUCUCUC
This is a messenger RNA of Scylla paramamosain (green mud crab), 1402 nucleotides long. Its product is annotated as cGMP-dependent protein kinase 1-like. The transcript is spliced from 4 exons. The record is from RefSeq and is a predicted model, not a curated record. NCBI's taxonomy places the organism in Eukaryota, Metazoa, Arthropoda, Malacostraca, Decapoda, Portunidae. Bases 537 to 1376 code for a protein of 279 amino acids.